AUUUGCAAGUAGUUUAAGAUAAUUUUUUUCCGUUUUGUUUUGCAAGAAUCGGGGUUAUUAUGGUUACCUUAAAUGCCAGUGUCGUUUCUUUUGUGUUUUUUUUUUUUUGGAAGGAGGGGAUCACGAAACCAUUACUUUUGGUAGUGCUCUCCAACAUUUACAAGAAUAGAUUCGUUUGUUUACAAGAAAAAACAUUUGCAAGAUUAUUGUAAUGUUAUUGGCAAUGUAGUGGGGGGAAAUUGUAACAAAAAUUACACACGUGUAAUUUUGAGGAAAAUGCCUUUUUAGAUUAAAGUUAAAAAUUAUCGCAUAUUAUUUUACAUGAAAUUCUCAAUUUUACAUAGAUAAGAGAAAAAAUGUGAAAUCGUAAUAGAGAGAAACAAAACAAAAACGGAACCGUUUAUUGCCGUAUUUGCACCAUCGGAUGCCAGCAGCGUAACAUGUACCGGAAGUUCAGCAAACCCGAAUUACAUUAGCCAUCUCAUAUCUCAUUUAAUAGACUCAACAGCAGGCUUUGUAUGCAAUGUCGGUUACCCAGACAACCAUGUCUAAACUACAUCACUUGAGGACGUUUGUCAACGAGCGAUUGACGGCCGCCGCUGAAGAAAUAUUUGGCGUUUUUGAGAAAACAAUCGUCGCCUACGAAGAAGAGAUGGACCGUCAGCGUAGGCUUCUGGACGUCGCCUACAAACCCGCUGGUCUUUCACGGAGCGCAGAGUCCCCAGACGGAGGAUUGUGUACUCGGGACAGCAUCAUCAAUGUGGAGCAGGACCAGCAAGAGCCUUUGAACAUUAAAGUGGAACAAGAGGAGCAUUUCUCAAACUGCGCAGUCUGGCCCCUGGUGUUGAACUUUGACCAGAAUGAAAGCGAAGUGGACAAAGACACUACAGAUGCUACGGACAACGUGGACUUUGACGCCUCGGAACCGAGCAGCGAUAAUCAAAUCGUCUUUCGCGGCUAUUAUCCAGAAAAUAACCCUGAUUACGUCAGUGACAACAUGGCGUCAACAUCUGCGAGGAGCAUAAAGACGGAACAUCACGGGCAGGGUGACCGUUCGUACAACCUGGAGAACGCGAUGUCGGCCAUCGACCCCCAGUCUCGACUUUUUGAGCAACCUUUUCACGGCAGCGGCUUCCACGCAGACUCGGUCAUGUACGCGCAAGCCAAGCCUUUCGUUUGUGACGUCUGCGGAAAAAGAUUCGGCUUCAAGCGUUACCUGGCGCAGCACAUGAUCACCCACUCGGCAGAGAAGCCGUACGCUUGCAGCAGGUGUCGCAAGACCUUCCGGCGGAUGCAGGCGCUGCAGAUACACAUGCGGUGUCACACGGGCGAGAAGCCAUAUUUCUGCAAAACCUGCGGGAAGAGAUUCUGCCAGAGCUCGGCGCUGAGAGUUCAUCUCAGAGUCCACACGGGGGAGAAACCGUACCCCUGCAACACGUGUGGGACCGGAUUCAGUAGCCUGCCGGUGCUGAGAAACCACAUCAUGAGGGUCCACGAAGGCAACAUGCUGUACGUUGGCUCUUCAGGAGAGAGGAACGCUGUUGUAUGGACGAAUUGACAUUGUAACCAGUUAUGAUUUUUCAAUUUUAUGUACAGUAAUCCCCGUGUAUAGGAGACCAAACCUUUCCGCGAAUAGCAAAGCAAACACAAAAAAUGCAAGCGAUGCCGCCCAAAUGUUUAUAGUUGACUAUAUCAGAAUUUGCAAAGUAAAUUCAGUGAUUUGUUUUUAACUAUAUUGUACAUGUUUGAAGGUAGGGGCGGCACGGUGCCUCACCUGGAAAGCGUUGGCCUUUCAAUUCUGAGGUCUCAGGUUCAAUCCCGGCCCCGCAUGUGUGGAGUUUGCAUGUUUUCCGGGCACUCCGGUUUCCUCCCACAUCCCCAAAAACAUGUAACAUGAAUUGGACAUUCUAAGUUGCCCCAAGGUAUGAUUGUGAGUAUGACUUUGUCUCUAUGUGCAAUUGGCUGGCAACCAGUUCAGGGUGUACCCCGCCUGCUGCCCGUUGACAGCUGGGAUAGGCUCCAGCACGCCGUGCGAACCUUGUGAGGAUUAGCGGUGAUGAAAAUGGAUGGAUGGAUGUUUAAAGGUAGGGGCCGCACGGUGCCUCAGUUGGAAAGCGUUGGCCUCACAGUUCUGAGGUCUCAGGUUCAAGUGUGUGGAGUUUGCAUGUUCUCCUUGGGCCUGCGUGGGUUUUCUCCGGGCACUCUGGUUUCCUCCCACAUCCCAAAAAACAUGCAACAAUAAUUGGACACUCUAAAUUGCCCCUGGGUCUGAUUGUGAGUGCGACUGUUUGUCUCCAUGUCCCCUGCGUUCGGCUGCCAACCAUUUCAGGGUGUACUCCGCCUCCUGUCCGAAUAUAGCUGGGAUAGGCUUCAGCACUCCCCGUGACCCUUGUGAGGAUAAGCGGCUAAGAAAAUGGAUGGUUGGAAGGUAAUUGCUGAAAAUACGCAAAAGACCGAAUUAUGCUUUACAAAGCUGUGCAACUCUUGAGUUAAGCCGCUUUUUACCAUUUUCCUUUUUUUGUGUGCGUGGUUUAAACACUCCCCAAUGAUGGGCCUGUGUCCCAGCAUGAGUCUUGUCUUUCAUUGAAGAUGUAUCACAUCCAACAUACUUCAUACUUUUCAAUUUUGACAGGGCUUUGGUGACAUUUUGUAGCAGCUUUCAGAAAGAGCACAAAACCUGCAAAUAUUAUAGAGUGUAGCAUCCCCGACCCAAAAAAAAAAAAAUCUCUUGCUUUUGUGUACGGACAAAUGUAGUGUAUCAUUUAUGAAUACAAAUAUGUUGUAUCAAGUAAACAUGAGCCAAGUGUAAAGAUCAAAUAUUGCUGUCUUUGGUAGCUCUGGUGACAUCUCGUGUUAAAAAAAGACUGUAGAUAAACAUUUCCUACUGGUGCUAUGUCACGUUGCCGUUCACCCAGAAGAGGAGGAAGGCAGCAGUUUGCGCACGUGCUGUACUGCGUACCUGACUUGUAAACUGCGAUUAUGCAGGGGAUUCCGUGCGAUUACGUGACUUUCUGAGGCAUUUUCUGAUUGCCAAACAAGUGCAAUACUCCACAAGUACUGUAUACACUGUAUUUGAUAUUUAUUCUCAGGGCACCUUGGUGGUGUAAUGCUGAGCAAGUCUGCCUCAACAGUUGAGAGUUUCUGGGUUCAAGUCUGUACGCUCAACUUGUAUGAAGUUUGCAUUUUCUGUCGGAUUUCUUUUCAGGGAUUCCUGCUGCUUUUCACAUUCCAAAACAAGCAUUUUGGGUUCAAUGAAGAUUCCAAAAUGUUGUGCGUGUCCUGUGCAGUCUUCCCCAAAAUCAGAUGGGAUAGGAUCCGUCUCAUCUGUGACUCUAAUGAGAACAGAUGAUAUUAUAAAAAUGGAUGGAUGGA
This is a messenger RNA of Syngnathoides biaculeatus (alligator pipefish), 3372 nucleotides long. Its product is annotated as zinc finger protein 84-like. Bases 524 to 1558 code for a protein of 344 amino acids. Gene Ontology annotation, molecular function: DNA-binding transcription factor activity, RNA polymerase II-specific; RNA polymerase II cis-regulatory region sequence-specific DNA binding. The record is from RefSeq and is a predicted model, not a curated record. Lineage: Eukaryota; Metazoa; Chordata; Actinopteri; Syngnathiformes; Syngnathidae. Gene Ontology annotation, biological process: regulation of transcription by RNA polymerase II. The transcript is spliced from 2 exons.